UCCGGCGGCACUCAGCGUUUCGCCACUCCUCCGCCGCCUCCAUACUCAAUUCUCACCUGAGUUCCUAAAACGGAGCCCGGCGAGAAGUGCUGAAAGGUGCUCCUCCGUAUAAAGCAUCUUCUCGGAUUCCGUCGGGAAUUGAAGGUUCAGAACCUUUGUUCAAAAAGUGCGAUGUUAUUGAUCGCCGGUCCCUGAAAAGCGAUGUCGAAAUUGUGCGGCUAUUUUGUUGAAUUUGUUCUGUUCGCGUUUUUGGUCCGAACGGACGGCGGGGAUUCGCUCUCUGCCGACGGACUGUCUCUGAAGUCCGCCGUGGACGAAGGCGGCGGCGCGGCGUUUUCCGACUGGAACGAGAACGACGCCACGCCGUGUGGAUGGAGUGGCGUAUCCUGCAUGAACGUCUCCGGCUCCUCCGGGGAGCCGCGCGUGGUUGGAAUCUCUGUUGCGGCGAGGAAUCUACGGGGUUACAUUCCGUCGGAGCUCGGAAGUCUCGUCUAUCUCCGGAGACUUAAUCUUCACGGCAACAAUUUCUACGGUUCUAUACCGGAGGCUCUGUUCAACGCCUCCGCGCUGCACAGCAUUUUUCUGUACGAUAACAACCUCUCCGGUCCUCUUCCGUCUUCUAUAUGCAAUCUGCCCCGGCUACAGAAUCUGGACUUAUCGAACAACUCAAUUUCCGGAGCGUUCUCGAAGGACCUCAGGAACUGCCGCCAGCUACAGCGGUUGAUUCUGGCGAAGAACAAACUCUCCGGCGAGAUUCCAGCCGGGGUUUUCCCUGACCUAGCCAAUCUGAUACAGCUCGAUCUAUCAUCCAACUCAUUCCACGGGAAGAUUCCGGAAGACAUUGGUGAACUAAAAUCCCUCUCUGGAACUUUAAAUCUAUCUUUCAAUCAUUUUACUGGAAAAAUCCCCAAAUCCUUAGGCGAUUUACCAUUCACGGUUACCCUUGAUCUUAGGAACAAUAACUUGUUUGGAGAAAUCCCACAAACUGGUUCAAUUUCGAAUCAAGGCUCGAAUGCGUUUCUGAAUAACCCUAUGUUAUGUGGGUUCCCUCUGCAAAACCCUUGCGAAAACGGGUCAGACAAUUCGCAAGGAAACCAUAGAUCAUCACAGGAGAACUCAAGCCCUAAUCCCAAAAAGAGGUUUAGAACAGGAUUUAUCAUACUCAUAUCUCUGGCAAAUGCCGCUACCGUGGCACUCAUAGGACUAGCAAUUGUGUAUCUAUAUUGGAAAAAGAAAGACACUGGAGGCUGUAGCUGCACUUGUACAGAACAAUUUGGAGGAAAUGGGAAGAGAACCCUAUGUGUCUUCCCUUGUGUUAGUAAUUCCCAAGACAACGAUUCGGAAGCUGAGUCUGAAAAGAAUCCUUCCGGCGGUCGUGAUAGUGGAGAUCUGGUGGCCAUUGAUAAAGGGUUCAAUUUCGAGCUCGAUGAAUUGUUGAGAGCUUCCGCAUAUGUGCUGGGGAAGACCGGAAAGGGGAUUGUGUACAAAGUUGUGCUCGGGAAUGGCACGCCAGUAGCGGUCAGGAGGUUAGGGGAAGGAGGGGAGCAGAGGUAUAAGGAAUUCAUUGCAGAAGUUCAAGCCAUUGGGAGGGUGAAACAUCCCAACAUUGUCAAGUUGAGAGCUUACUACUGGGCUCCAGAUGAGAAGCUUCUUAUUAGUGAUUUCAUUUCCAAUGGCAGCUUGGCUUCUGCACUCCACGGGAGAAAUGGGCAGCCAUCCCCAAACCUAACCUGGUCUACCAGGAUGAAGAUUGCCAAAGGUACAGCCAGGGGCUUGGCCUAUCUCCACGAAUGUAGUCCCAGGAAAUUCAUCCAUGGAGCCAUAAAACCCUCCAACAUCCUCUUAGACAGUGACUCCCACCCUUACAUUUCCGAUCUCGGCCUCAACCGCCUGAUCACUAUCACCGGGAGCAGCAACCCUUCGUCCUCCUCCGGCGGCUUCAUGGGAGGAGCCCUACCCUACGCGAAGCCGGCCCAACCGGACCGCCCCAACCACUACCAAGCCCCAGAAGUCCCCAACAACAAGCCCACACACAAGUGGGAUGUUUACUCCUUUGGAGUGGUCUUGCUUGAGUUGCUCACCGGAAAGACCCCGGACCUCUCCCCCUCCACUUCCGCCGGGGCGACCCAUCCCAACCUGGUGGGGUGGGUUAGGAGAGGGUUUGAGGAAGAGAUUCCUCUGUCGGACAUGGUUGACCCCGUGCUGCUUCAGCACGUGGAGGCAAAGAAGGAGGUUUUGGCCGCGUUUCACGUCGCACUCGCGUGUACCGAGGAAGACCCCGAGGCUCGGCCCAGGAUGAAAACCGUGUCGGAAAAUCUUGAGAAGAUAGGAGCAUAAGACGACCAUUGAUGAGUUUCAUGUUCUUUUGGCAACUGUUCAUGUCAUUCUUUACUUUCAUCUGAAAUAUUUUUAAUCCCUUUCUCUUCUUCUAAAGAAAGCCAUCUCUGUGCAGUUAAAAUGCUCCAAAACUCCAAAGUGAUUUUGUAUCCAUUGAUUUAAUGACUAUAAUCCAAAGAAGAAUCUAUAUAGAGUAACCUCAUUUUGUACCACUAACAUUUUAACCAGUGUGUCUCUUGUUAGGUGUUCAUUUAAGGUAGGAGUAAUAUAAAAUCAAUGUGCAAUU
Cuscuta campestris is the source of this 2623-nucleotide messenger RNA. NCBI's taxonomy places the organism in Eukaryota, Viridiplantae, Streptophyta, Magnoliopsida, Solanales, Convolvulaceae. The record is from the annotation of a GenBank genome assembly.